Molecule: messenger RNA, 903 nt
Organism: Pteropus alecto (black flying fox)
Lineage: Eukaryota; Metazoa; Chordata; Mammalia; Chiroptera; Pteropodidae
Product: olfactory receptor 491-like
Biological process (GO): G protein-coupled receptor signaling pathway; sensory perception of smell
Cellular component (GO): membrane
Molecular function (GO): G protein-coupled receptor activity; odorant binding; olfactory receptor activity
Source: RefSeq, a predicted model, not a curated record
AUGGAGGUUGGAAACCACACCAGCGUGACACAGUUCAUCAUUUUGGGGUUAACAGAGGAUUCUACACUUUGUGUCGUCUUCUUUGUGAUAUUUCUCGGAAUCUAUAUUGUCACUUGAAUGGGCAAUGUCAGCCUAAUCAUGUUAAUCAAUAGCAGCCCUCAGCUUCACACCCCAGUGUACCUUUUCCUUUGUCAUUUGGCCUUUGUGGACAUCUGGUUAUCCUCUUCAGUCACACCUGUCAUGCUCAUGGGCUUCCUGAGGAAAGGUAUCUCUCUGCCUAUUGCUGGCUGUGUGGCUCAACUCUAUGCUAUGGUCAAAUUUGGGACCACUGAGUGCUUCCUGCUGGCUUCCAUGGCCUAUGAUCGUUAUGUAGCCAUCUGCUCACCACUGCUCUACUCCACUCACAUGUCCCCCAGAAUCUGCAUUCUCUUAGUGGAGAUGUCCUACUUGAGUGGAUGUUUGAAUGCUUGGACAUUUAAUGACUGUUUAUUGAGUCUGUCUUUUUGUGGACCAAAUCAGGUAGAUCGCUUUUUCUGUGAUUUCUCUCCUUUGUUGAAACUUUCCUGCUCGGAUAUCUCCAUUAUUGAAAUCAUCCCUUCCAUCUCUUCUGGAUCCAUCAUUGUGGUCACAGUGUUUGUCAUAUCUCUCUCUUACAUCUGCAUCCUCAUCACAGUCCUGAAGAUGCGCUCCGCUGAAGGGAGACACAAAGCCUUCUCCACCUGCACCUCCCACCUCACUGCCGUUACUCUCUACUAUGGAAAUCGCUACUCAACUGACCAGAACAGAGUGGUAUCUCUGUUCUACACAGUGGUGAUCCCCAUGUUGAACCCUCUCAUCUACAAUCUGAGGAACAGAGAUGUGAAGGAGGCCCUGAGAAAGGCAACUGUCAGAUUACAUUUGUAG